AGCCGCCAGCGCCAGCCAGUCAUUGAGCGACGGUCUACCAUUGCGUGCGUGUUGAACGACGCUAUUACUACAAUUUACGGACAAAGUGACAUGCGCGUUUACUUGUCCUGAUUUCUAACUAAAAACAAACGAACCUAUUGGAUUACAGUGCUCGAACAAAGUGACAGUGUUGUGUUAUCACUAAUUCAUCAGUAUUUGUCGCUCGUAUUCCGUAUUUCGUACACCGCCAGUGCAGUGUUUAUGUUGGAAGAGCGGCACCGUACCCCGUACCCGCACCUUCCAAGGAGGGGGGACGUCGCCCUCGAGAUUUUCUUAAAAAGGGCAGACUGAAUGUAACGGCAGACUACAAGCGGCCUUAUUGCUAAUGAAUCAUAUGUGCCAGGCAACAUUCACAAAAAGAUGAAGGGUCGCGGGGUGUUAGUGGUGGCGAGGUGAGGCGGCAGCGUGGCUAGCAUGGACCACGCGGUGAAGGCGAUGUCGGCGCGCGGGCCGCUGGCGCGGCUGGUGGCGCGCCGGCGCUUCGAGUCCGCCGAGCUCGAGGAGCUGUACGCGCGCUACGCGUGCAAGCUGCAGCGGGGCUCGGUCGGCUCAGCGCUGGCGCUGUGGGCGGCGCUCGCGGCCGCGCUCGCCGCCGUCGACGCCACGCGCGGCUGGCGCCGAGCGCCGCAGGUGGGCGUGCUAAGCGCGCACGCGAUGCUCUGCGGCGGGCUGGCGUGGUGGUGCGGGCGCGCGGGCGGGAGCGCGCCGGAGCGCCGCCUGCCCCGCGCCUGCUGGCUGGCCCUGGCCGGCGGCGGCGCGGCGCUGGCGGCCACGCUGCCCGCCUGGAGCCCCGGCGCCGCCGCAGAGGGCGCCGCGCACGUCGUCUGGGCCGUCUUCGCCGCCUACGCCCUGCUGCCCGUCGGCGCCCCCGUUGCCGCAGCCUUUGGCAUCCUCCUGCCGACGGUCCAUACUGUUGCGGCGGCGCUCGUGGCUCACCGCUUCCCCUACCAUAUCUGGCAACAGAUGGUGGGUAACGUGGUGGUCUUCGUGUGCGUCAAUAUAGUGGGCGCUCUGAUGCAUUCGCUCAUGGAGACUGCGCAGCGGCGCGCGUUUCUCGACACACGAAACUGCAUCGCGGCGCGGCUCGACAUGGAGGACGAGAACGAGAAACUGGAACGAUUACUGCUGUCAGUGCUGCCACAACACGUCGCUAUGGAAAUGAAGAACGACAUCAUAUCGCCGGUAGAGGGCCAGUUCCACAAGAUCUACAUACAAAAGCACGAACAAGUUAGUAUACUGUUUGCGGACAUCGUGGGCUUCACGGUACUCGCAUCGCAGUGCAGCGCGCAGGAGCUCGUGCGGCUGCUCAACGAACUCUUCGGCCGGUUCGACCAGCUCGCAAGCGACAACCACUGCCUCCGCAUCAAGAUCCUGGGCGACUGCUACUACUGCGUGUCCGGGCUGCCCGAGCCGCGCUCCGACCACGCGCGCUGCACCGUCGAGAUGGGGCUCGACAUGAUCGACGCUAUAGCAUCUGUAGUGGAAGCGACUGAUGUACAGCUGAACAUGCGCGUGGGCAUCCACACGGGGCGCGUGUUGUGCGGCGUGCUGGGCCUGCGCAAGUGGCAGUACGACGUGUGGUCCAACGACGUCACGCUCGCCAACAACAUGGAGGCGGGCGGGGAGCCUGGACGAGUGCACGUAACACAGGCUACACUGGAGUGCUUGGGCGGCGCAUACGAGGUUGAGCCCGGGCACGGUGCCUCGCGCAAUGCCUACCUGCGCGACCACUCCAUACAAACUUACUUCAUCAUCCCACCGCCGAGGCGAAGAAAAAUGUGUCUGUCCUCGGGCGUGGGGCUGGGCUCGGCGUCGCGACGCAAGCUUUCCUUCAAGAACGUCUCCAACGUCGUCGUUCAGUUGUUGCACUCCAUAAAGUUCAACGUGGACGUCCCCUUCUCCAACAUGGCCGCCUCGCCGCAAGAGCUUAAAGCCAACGCAGCUAGGAAGGUGCUGGACCUGCGGCGCGCGCUGCACGCGGAGCCGGGCUCGGCGGAGGCGCUGCGGCUGGCGGCCAUGCGCGCGGAAGACGUGAGCGCGCGAGAGCGGGAGCGGGAGCCCAAGGACCCCUCGCACCAAACCUUCGACGCCGUCAUGCACCACGUCCGCUCCACGCACCCCACGAAUAAAGUGACGGAGAAGUUCAAGAGGCCGUUGAAAAAGCGUCACUCGUCUGUGUACCACCAGCCGACCAACCGCGUCAACAAGUACCUGGCGCAGGCAAUCGACGCGCGCUCCGUGCACCGCGAGAAGGCCACGCACGUGCAUCUUCUUACUCUCUGCUUUAAAGAUGGCGCUAAGGAAGGACAGUAUCGUGCAUCGACGGACGGUGGUUGGGCGGGCUCGCUCGGCGCCGCACUAGGGGCCGUAGCCGCCGCGGGCGCCCUGCAAGCCGCCAUACUACCCCGCACCACCAUCCUCCUGCUACUCUUCGUCACGGCCUUUGCUUGGUCGGCAGCUGUUCUCGCUCUGACGCUAGCUGCGAGACUACGGCUCAUACCGUGCGAUGUCUCUCGUCCGUUCGCGUUGAGGAACGCCAUCACCACCUUCACGAUUGUGCUGGGAUAUGCUGUGGGACAAGUCAAUGUGGUAACGUGUAGAGAGGUAGACGUGUGCCGUAACCUGACGGAAAACGUAACCACUAUGGCGGACAUCCGAGCUACAUCUGGUGACAUAGCCGCCGCGUUGUGGAGUAGCACUGAUCAUCGGGCUUGCCCUGUUCCUCUUUAUAUCACUUUAGGUUGCUGUCUCAGCAUGUUAGCCGUAGCGGUGUUCCUGCGGCUUCCGAUCCUGAUCAAAGGCCUACUCCUGGCUUUCAUGACGGCCGGGUACGUGGCCGUCAUCAUGGCCUACCAUAAAGACUUGUUCGACUGCUACGAUCUCAUGACUGAACCAAGUAUAAUCGGGUCCGCAUACGUGGCGUGCGGUUGGACCCUCGCUCUCGCUCUGGCAGUACUGCUGCACGCGCGACAGACCGAGUGGACGGCGCGGCUGGACUUCCUGUGGCAGGCCCAGGCCAGGGAUGAGAAGAGAGACAUGGAUGCCUUACAAGCGUCAAACAGAAGAAUAUUGUUUAAUCUCCUGCCAGCUCACGUGGCGACCCACUUCCUGGACAACCAGUUCCGGACCAACAUGCGGCGCCGGCAGGACCUGUACCACCAGUCGUACCAGCGCGUGGGCGUGGUGUUCGCCUCCAUCACCAACUACCACGAGUUCUACAUGGAGCUGGACGGCAACAACCAGGGCAUGGAGUGUCUCAGGCUGCUCAACGAGAUCAUCGCUGACUUUGAUGAGCUCUUGGGCGAUGACCGAUUCAGCGCUAUAGACAAGAUCAAAACAGUGGGAUCCACGUACAUGGCGGCCGUUGGACUCAUCCCCGAGAAGAAGAUGUUAGACGACGCCAGCACGCGCAAGCACAUGGCCACGCUGGUCGAGUUCGUGUUCGCUAUGCGCGAUAAGCUGAAGGACAUUAACGAUAACUCUUACAACAACUUCAUGCUGCGAGUCGGUCUAAACGUGGGUCCGGUAGUUGCCGGAGUGAUCGGUGCGAGGAAACCCCAGUACGACAUCUGGGGCAACACGGUGAACGUGGCUUCGCGCAUGGACUCCACCGGCCUCCCCAACCACACGCAGGUCACCGAAGAAGUGCACCACUACCUCAAGGACCUGCCCUACCAGUUCGUCUGCAGGGGAAAGGUCAAAGUCAAAGGAAAGGGCGAAAUGACAACAUACUUCUUGACCGACCGAGCGACAUCCAGCAACGGCACGAUCAACCAUUCCAACGGACAACCGCAAAACGGACCGCCAACCGCCUACGGAGGCGUGGCGACCCCCCUGGCCAUGCUGCAGAACUCGGCGAGGAGAGCGGCUCAGCCGAACAGAUUACCGCCUUUAAGAGAAACUUCGGUCGCCGAAAACGAGCCCCUCCUACCUAGCAACGGACACCAAAGUAACGGGAACAACCACAAAGGCAGCAAGGGACGCAGAAACAAAGAUACGGAGGAGACUCCUCCCCCGCCUCCUCCGCACGGCGUGUCGGUGAAUCCAAGAUGGCCGCCGCCCCGAGCGCUCGUGCCGCCCUGGCCGCGCCCGCAGGAGCCCCGCCCUCCCGCUCCUCGUAAGAGGAGACCCCCCGCGCGCCUCCCGCGGCCGCGCUCCAGCGAGAGUCUGCCUCUAGCCAGGAGCCCACGAGUCCACUCGUCGGCGGACGAGCUCAGCUCCCUCACCCGCUCCCCCAGCCUCAGCUCCUCGGACGAGAGCUACUCGCGCACGACGGACGCGUCGCCCUCCCCGCCCCGCCCCGCGCCCUUCCUGCCCGCCUCGCGGCCGCAGCGCGCGGACCCGAGUCCCGCGUACGACUACCCGCCGGUCCGCUCGAACAAACUGCCCGCGAAUAGCAUCGCGGAGUUGUACGCGAAGCACAACAAGAUGAGCAAGAAGCCGUCGCUCGACGACAAGUUCAUCGAAGAGAAUAUUCAUUUCCAAAAGGAGGAGGAGAAGCUUCAGAGAAGUAUUAUAAAUAUGCUAGCGUCGGCCAAGCGGGACGGGUGCAGUCAGACGGACAAGAAGGAUGUGCCCGAUCGACUCGCGCAGCGGACGAAUUCCUUCUCGAGUUCCGGCAGUCGACCUAGUAACUUGAAACAUUUGAAUCACGACCGGCAGUUCAGUAAGCGCAGCCCCACCGACGUGGCCUGCGUGCCGCCCUUCGAGAGAGAGAUACAAAGGCUGCUCGACGAUAAGAAUCUUAUCAAAACUAAUCCGCCUAAGGCGGAGCGGAAGGAAUUGAAAUUAGAAUUAAGGGCCACGAACCCGUCGCUGUCGCCGGUGCGCAGCGUCAACUGCAACAACAACAGCAGCCCGCUGCACGCGGUGGGGCUGGCGGCCAUCGCGGGGCUGGCGCGGCCCGAGCCCUCGCCGCGGCAGGACUUCCCCGGCGUGCUGCCCACCGACGUGGUGGUGCAGCUGCCCGACCCCGACCCCACGACGCAGGACGUGCCGCACCACCACCACAGUCCUCUGUGCGAAAGGAAGAUGCCGGCAGACACAGAAGCUCAAAAAGAGAAACAAGAAAAGGAGAUACAAGAGCGAUUACAUAAUCGGGUUCCGGUGACGAAUCAUCGAGAAUUAGCUCUGUACGGGGAAAGUCAAUCGGAGUGGAGUUCGUCGUGUUCGGAGGGCGAGGGCGAGGGUUUGUGCGGACAGCCCGAGAGCACCGGCUACACGACCGACGACCCCGCGCUCGAGAACGUCUCCAUGCUGAACGAGGCCGGCCUCACCGACGCCGAGGCGGCGCUCAGCGACGUCAACUCCUGCUACUUCGACCGGGACGACGACGUCUCCUCCCGCGCCUCCUCCCGCCUGCUCGACUCCGAAGCCCUGGUCUCGCUGGAAUCUCUCAGCGCCAUCUACGACUCGGACGAGCCCGCUCACAGGUACCUGGCGAACAUUCGCACCGUCAGCGAGUGCAUCACUAGGAAUUUUGGCCAGCCCACGCACGUCACCGACGGCGAGAGCGACGUGUGAUCCCACGUUGGACAUCAUGUGGCUGAAAUUCUAAAGCUUCGGGCUUAUGCGAAUCUUUCGUUUAGACUCUUAUCCAGGAAUCUCAUUUGUAACUGAACUGUCAUGACAUCGUGCGGGAGAUGUUUAGGGGCGAAAGUAAAGAAUGCUAUGCUCUCUAUGUAAAAGUGCUAGUAAAAGUUAUUGGAAUACUCAAACUACUUUUGUGAAUUGUUAUAUAUCGAUCGUUUUUGUCGAAUUUGAAGUAUUUGGAUGUCGACUUCUAAAUAUUGCUGACGUGCCUGUUUUAAAAUAUGUACUGUAUGUGUGUAAAUUGUCAGUAUAUACCUAACUAUUAUAUCGACUGUAUUAUAUCGAGUAAGCGGCGAGAAGCCAUGAGAUGGCGUCGUUGGGGAGGAUGCGAUGAUCUCUACAAUUAUAAGGUGCUCUGACUUAGAAUAACGUACCUUACUAUUAUAUGGUCUGUCUUGUGAUACGUGGUUUAGGAAUUUGACUUCGACCGACCAAUCUGUGUAAGAGUCAGUGUUACGAGUAUAGACUGCGGGCUGGCCCCUUAACUGUACAUUGUAAGUUGUUUUUCAGUAUCAGUCAGUUGGCGGAGGCUAGAUCGACUUGUAAAUGUGCUUUAUAUUUAAGGUAGUUAUAUUUUUUGCAUUUUAAUUUAUAAUUGUAUUGUUACCAUAGACUGGAAGAAUUAUUUUUUCUACAAUCGUUGUAUUGAAGGACGUAAAUUUAGAUAGACAUCAUGGAUAGUGCCAUUAUACCAAUCGCAAUUGUCUUGACCUCUCGUUCAUUUACUUCAGGGUGAGAUAUAUUACCGCCAGUUACUGGCACCAAAACAACUGUAUUUAAAAGCUUCGUCUGGUAUGAAUUUAAGGUGACAACAUUGGCAAUUGGCGAUAAUUGUUUUAAUUCUCCGCCUUGACGCCAGGCGAAUAUUCAGAACCAAAUUGAACCGUGGACGAGAGAUAUAUUCUAGCCCGAAGGUCACGAAAAUGAUACUCCGAGAGAAUAGGUACGCUUGACGCUGAUGCUGCCGGCGCGGCGUUGGUUGCUAUACAUUUGUUUUUCAUGUAUGUUUGCCGAUUAACGCUGCCUCACUGCGUCACUGUUGAACGUCGCUCAGAUAAUUAAUUCGUGGCCAAGGGAAGCAUAAAGGUAGCUUAAAUAAAAGAACCGUGAGACUUGAAAGUACAACUUAUACAUAACACCACUAGCGAAUAUUUGUUGUAGAAUAUUCUCGUGGACACUUACCUUUUAUUUAAUUGUAACAUAUAAGUUUGUGUGUCAAUUCGUGUAACGAUUGUUAUUGACUAGAGUAAACACUGUAUAAUCAUCUGCAAUAUAAAACUAUAAUAUAUAAUGAAAAAUUUGUCUAAACGUUUGUUUUAGUCGCUUUUCUUGGCUAAGAAUGUACUUAAACUAUAACGGGCAAGUAACUGCAAUAUGUGGUGAAUUCCGAUUGAGGCGAUCAGUCGUAGAACUAAUAUUAUGGUGAUUGUGGUUUUGUUUUUCUCUUCUCUUGCUUGUAUCAAGCACUCGCCUCUUAGGCAGGAGACCUUCGUGUGUAAUAAAAUAAAUAAAUUAGAAAUGGAUUAAGUUUAGUAGUUGCCAGAGGUGAACUUUGAGGAAUAGUGGACAAACAAUCGAUUUGUAUAUAGGAGCACUUGCAUCCGGUGAGUCUUGGGAGUUGUUAUACUUUGUAAAUAUUGUUAAUCGUCUACAUAAUUAUGAAGUGCUAUUCCACUUUAAAUUACGUAAGUGAUAUUUUUUGCUAUUUAUAUCCUCAGUAUUUUCAUAUAAUUUUUUCUUUGUUAUAUACAGUGCCAAACUAUUAUUUUUUUGUAUUUGCUUGUAAUCAACGUUUUAUUUAUUACUUGAGUGCUUGACAUAUUUAAGGCGAUAUUUUGAAAACACAUGAUAUCUACAUACAAAUUUGACGAUGACGUUUAAAUCCAUAAAUAGGUUUGAACUUUAGCAUAACUCUUGUAAAAGUAGUAAAGUAACAAAAGCAUAAUCAAUCCGUUUUAAUAUUUAUCUAAAAUAUCCAAAAAAUUGAGAGACAACUGAUGAGAAUUCAAGCUCAUCAAAUGCGAAAAUAUUUGAAUAGAAAUUUGUACUUAGGUUUCCAAGUCUUGUUUUAUAUAAGUACAUAGUUAGUAUUCAGAUUAAAGCUAUUUUCUCACCAAUGAUAGAUAAUUCAUAUUAUAAAUACCUACUAAAUACCUGACUAUUAUCAUAUAAAUACUGAAUCAUACUUCGUGCACGAUUUUUAUAAGUAUCUGGUGUUGAUCAUAUCCUACAUAUUUAGCUUUAAUGUGAAUAGAUGACGGCGUAAGAAGAUUUAAGUAACUAACAUACGAGUAAUAGCAAAUUAUGAUGUGGUAACUUUUGUGAUUAUUUAUUUGACGUUAAAUUUUCGCCUUACGUAGAAAGUGUAUUGUGUAUUUGUUUCAAUUCAAUUAAGCAAUAUUAAUUACUUGGAAUUAAAGUGGUUUACAUUA
Molecule: messenger RNA, 8063 nt
Organism: Cydia strobilella
Lineage: Eukaryota; Metazoa; Arthropoda; Insecta; Lepidoptera; Tortricidae
Product: Ca(2+)/calmodulin-responsive adenylate cyclase-like
Exons: 24
Coding region: 454-5562 (1702 amino acids)
Biological process (GO): adenylate cyclase-activating G protein-coupled receptor signaling pathway; cAMP biosynthetic process; intracellular signal transduction
Cellular component (GO): plasma membrane
Molecular function (GO): adenylate cyclase activity
Source: RefSeq, a predicted model, not a curated record